AUGGAUGUCCAUCAUCAUAGAUCAUCAGCCCUAGAUAAGAUUGAUAAGAUCUUUGGUUGCACAAGCUCUAGCGAAGAAAAGAGACCUAAAGGGAGAGACGACGUAUAUAUUCCAUCUACAUUGGUCCCAGAGCAAUACUCGGUACAAUAUACCAUGGCAUCUCAGGAUACCCUCAAGUCGGCUCAGCCUCUGCCACUAGAAGCAGCCAGCAUUGCUAGUAGCUCGCCAGCCGAACAGAUCGCUGUCUUGGAUAUCCUUUUUGAACCAUCACAGAAUCUUCACAACCUAGCUCUUCCCCUGCUCCAAACACCCUUUAAUUCAUACAGGGAGCUUAUCGAUCGCGUACGGGCUGAACUCCACCAACUAGCCGAGAGAGCAGCCUCAGACGACACCGACAAGAAAAUCCUAUAUGAUAUCCUAGGCUCCCAUCCCCGCCUUGGUGCCCCCAAAAGCUCUCAUUUGAGCGAAUUUAGCAGACGGGAACAAUCAAAUCUCGCUACCGUUACGUCCCCGGGACAAGGGGCCGGGGAUGAAGCUGAUCGGUUAAGGAAAUUGAACGAGGAAUAUGAAAGGACCUUUCCGGGUUUACGAUAUGUGGUGUUUGUCUGUGGACGGGGGAGGGAUGUUAUUAUGGAAGAUAUGCGUCGUCGCAUUGAUGCCGCCGAUGUCUCUUCUGAAAUUGAUACUACUAUCACAGAACAUACCCGCCCUCUAUACAAAGUAUAUAAAUACAUGAUAACACUUCCUCUUACCCUUACCUUCCACCCUCUUCUUUCGUCCCUACCACCUCGAGUUGGAUUCUCCAGAUUCGAAAUAUAG
Molecule: messenger RNA, 819 nt
Organism: Trichophyton benhamiae CBS 112371
Lineage: Eukaryota; Fungi; Ascomycota; Eurotiomycetes; Onygenales; Arthrodermataceae
Exons: 4
Coding region: 1-819 (272 amino acids)
Source: RefSeq, a predicted model, not a curated record